Molecule: messenger RNA, 1292 nt
Organism: Nerophis ophidion (straightnose pipefish)
Lineage: Eukaryota; Metazoa; Chordata; Actinopteri; Syngnathiformes; Syngnathidae
Gene: foxr1
Product: forkhead box R1
Exons: 8
Coding region: 205-1074 (289 amino acids)
Biological process (GO): regulation of DNA-templated transcription
Cellular component (GO): nucleus
Molecular function (GO): sequence-specific double-stranded DNA binding; DNA-binding transcription factor activity
Source: RefSeq, a predicted model, not a curated record
GCCCCCGCCGAGCUAAAGAAGUACUGCACGAAUGAACACUCCCCCAGGGCGCGGUUUUCUUAGCAAGCUGUGGGACACAAGCAGUUAUAAGAGCAGGCCUCAGUCGUGGCUGGUUUAAUUAGACUCAAUCAUCUUCACCUGCGGCAUAAAAGCCUCCAUGAAAGCAGGAAAGUGGCAAACAAAAGUGAAACUCGAUGUCCAAGUAUGACUCUAAAGCUUCGGACCGACCCUCGACUCUUUGACCUGCACUGCUCUGUAGGUUUAACGGACUGGGACAUGGACAAAGAGUUAAAACUGGCGACAACAACUGAUCAGUUUUACGAUGAUGAUAACCUUGGCGAUCAAUAUGUUGUUCAGAGACCAUCGGCAAGAGCCUGCAGAAGAAAGGAUGAGUUCAUCUGGUAUGAUAAAACAUCAGACACCUUUGUGAAACCGAACCCAUGGCUGCUAGUCAAUCCUAACAUCGCCUGCCCUUUAUUCUACGGAGAACCUGCAAAAGAUCCGAAGCCGAUCCAAGACUUGCCAGAGCCAAUUCAAAAACCGACUGGGGGUUCGCCAGCCGAAAACGUGCACAUGUUGUCUUCCCAAGACGAAAUGUUGCAUGUUGGCUCCCCCUCCACGGAUGAAGCUGCCUCUUAUCAGACUACACACAGCAGACUCGGUGUGGGAAGAGCGAAAGCGAGGGACAAUAAGCCCUUGAAGGUGGGAGGUUGGCCUCGUCCGCCAGUAAAUUAUUGCAUCCUCAUCGCUCUGGCGCUUAAGAGCAGCCACACAGGGUGCCUCAAAGUGCAGCAGAUUUACAACUUUACCAGAGAGCAUUUCCCUUUCUUUCAGACCGCUCCUGACGGAUGGAAGAACACAAUUCGACACAAUCUCUGCUUCAACAGCAGCUUCUGCAAAACCUGCAAUCAGAUGUCCAAAGAUGGCAAAAGAAAGUCCUGCUUCUGGCACCUGACUCGAGAUGGGCAGCGCCGACUGAAAGAUGAGUUCAGCAUGUUGACGAAGAAUUCUCUCAAGCAGUUGGAGAGGAGCAUGUCUUGCCCAGAUAUAAUCGGACAACUGCUGGCAAUGUGAUUUUCCAGUUGCCAAAAGGACUUGAAGAAUAAACAAAUGCAUCUCCAACUUUAAUAUAUGCAUUUCGCCCUACGUUAUGAUAAAUUAUUUGAUAAGAUUUCUUUGAUUUCACAUUUGAUGGCUUUUGGAAGAAAAUGUUGGAUUUGUUUGUUUAAAAAGGCCAGCCACAGUGGCAAUAUAUGGUAAAGAAAUUAUUUCAAAUAAAAUGAUGCAGUUAA